AUGACCAUCCACGUCGAGGGUCUGGUGGCCAUUGUGGUUUUUUAUCUAGUGAUUCUCUUUGUGGGCAUUUGGGCGGCAUGGAAAAACAAGAACUCCGGCGCGGGUAAUGGCGGGGACCGAAGCGAAAGCAUCAUGGUCGGUGGCCGGGACAUUGGCUUGUUUGUGGGUGUAUUUACGAUGACGGCUACUUGGGUGGGUGGGGGCUACAUCAAUGGGACAGCUGAGUAUGUCUACUUGCCUGACUAUGGAUUGGCUUGGGCGCAGGCACCCUUUGGCUACGCUCUCAGCCUGGUACUAGGUGGCCUUUUCUUUGCCAAACCCAUGCGUUCCCGUGGCUAUGUCACCAUGCUGGAUCCUUUCCAACAGCUCUACGGAAAGAGGAUGGGGGGUCUUCUUUUCAUCCCUGCUGUCAUGGGUGAAAUCUUCUGGUCUGCAGCCAUUUUAUCUGCUUUGGGAGCUACCCUGAGCGUGAUUGUAGACAUAAAUAUCAACAUGUCUGUGGUGAUCUCAGCCCUGAUUGCCAUCUUCUACACUCUUGUGGGAGGACUCUACUCUGUUGCCUACACCGAUGUGGUUCAACUCUUCUGCAUCUUUGUGGGUUUGUGGAUCAGUGUGCCUUUUGCAUUAUCCAACCCUGCCGUGUCAAACAUCAGCCUGACAGCCAAGGAGGCAAUCCACCAGGCACCCUGGCUAGGGAAGAUUGAGCCUGCAGACAAAUGGCUCUGGGCAGAUAAUUUCUGUUUGCUGAUGUUGGGGGGAAUUCCCUGGCAGGUCUAUUUUCAACGGGUUCUUUCUGCCUCUUCAGCUACCUACGCCCAGGUCCUUUCUUUCCUCGCUGCUUUCGGCUGUUUGGUCAUGGCCGUACCCUCUAUCCUCAUAGGAGCUAUAGGGGCAUCCACUGACUGGAACCAGACUUCUUAUGGGGCCCUCCCUCCAAAAGAUAAAGACGAGUCGGACAUGAUCCUUCCCAUUGUGCUUCAGCACCUCUGCCCGUCUUACGUUUCCUUCUUUGGCCUGGGGGCAGUGUCGGCUGCCGUCAUGUCAUCCGCAGAUUCCUCCAUUCUCUCGGCCAGCUCCAUGUUUGCCAGGAACAUCUAUCAGCUCGCCUUUCGACAGUCGGCCUCGGAUCGGGAGAUUGUCUGGGUGAUGCGUCUCACUAUCUUCGUUUUCGGAGCCCUCGCCACCGCCAUGGCUCUGUUAACAGGAACAGUGUACGGCCUGUGGUACCUGAGCUCGGAUCUGGUCUAUGUCAUCGUCUUUCCCCAACUUCUUAGUGUCCUUUUUGUCAAAGGAACUAAUACCUACGGCUCAGUGGCUGCAUAUGUCUUUGGUCUUUUGCUACGAAUUGGCGGAGGCGAACCCUAUUUAAAACUUCCUCCUUUCAUCUAUUAUCCUGGAUGGGUGAUCCAGGAAAAGAUCCACCACCUCACUGGUGAUGUAGAGUAUUUUGUCCAGCAGAGAUUCCCAUUCAAGACAGUGUCCAUGGUGGCAUCCUUUUUGGCCAAUGUGGUAUUUUCCUACCUGACAAAGUAUGUAUUCGAAAGUGGCACGCUGUCACACAAGUACGAUUUCUUCGAUGCUGUCGUCUCCAAGCACAGCAGGGAGAUCAUGGACAAGGCCACACUGGUGAGCCAUGAUAAUAUCAUCCUUUCAGAGAUGGCGCCCGUCAAACAAGCACUGGGUGCAUCCCUCGCAGCGACCUUCACCAACAGAGAGGCCCUAAGUAACGAUGAAGUGUCGAGUCCUGAGGAGUUUCAAGAUGAAAAUUAG
Molecule: messenger RNA, 1770 nt
Organism: Syngnathoides biaculeatus (alligator pipefish)
Lineage: Eukaryota; Metazoa; Chordata; Actinopteri; Syngnathiformes; Syngnathidae
Product: high-affinity choline transporter 1-like
Exons: 8
Coding region: 1-1770 (589 amino acids)
Biological process (GO): neuromuscular synaptic transmission; transmembrane transport; synaptic transmission, cholinergic
Cellular component (GO): dendrite; synapse; perikaryon
Molecular function (GO): choline:sodium symporter activity
Source: RefSeq, a predicted model, not a curated record